Molecule: messenger RNA, 657 nt
Organism: Durusdinium trenchii
Lineage: Eukaryota; Dinophyceae; Suessiales; Symbiodiniaceae
Source: the annotation of a GenBank genome assembly
AUGCGGUGUUUGAUUGGGGAGGUGUCUUUGGCCAGGUCGGCCUCUGAGAGCUAUGUGAAGACAUUGCUUCCCCGCUGUGCGGAGGUGGCCAAGUCUCGUUCUAGCUCCAAGGCGGCAGCAAUCAAAGUUCUGAGGCUUUCAGAUUCUGAUCAAGACACAGGCACGAAGACUCAGGCCAGCCUCUUUGGCUCUUCCUCAGUGCCGCUGUCCCACUUUCGAGGUGGCACAGAACAGAGCCUUGGUGACCCGAUGUUUCUUCGGCCUCCCUCGCACGAAUCCAUGCCAUUGCUGGCCUUUCGACCGCGAAGGGGCACGGGUCCUGAGACCAAACCAAAGGCCUUCCUGGGCUUGGAGCUGCAACGGGCGAUUGCACCUCACCGAUUCAGUGCGGAUUUGCAAGCUUGGGGGCACGAGAGGAUUGCGUCAAUCGAAAAGGCUGCAGCCUUACGCAAGGAAAGGGAUGCUCACUUUCUGGGCGCAUACCCAGAUGCAAGGCCUCGACCACGGCCUCCACCGCGGCCUCGCUCUGCACCCAUGAAGAUGUAUCCCAUCACCCAGGUCAUAGGCUCCAUCCCAAAGCACUAUUUACCGAGGCCUUCCCGCGAGAAGCCCAGGCACAUGCACGAGAUGGUUGGCAAUGAAGUUGUGAUCCCCUGA